UGUAGCAAUCAGUAGUGGUCUGUCAUGCACUGGUUGCGAAUUUGAAUUGAUACUUUUUCCGCUGAUAGUGACGUAGUGAUAACAAGAAGAGUGCCAGCAAUCAUGCCUAAAGAAAAUAAAAGCACGAGCAAAAAGAGCAGACGUCAACACUCCGAUAUCGAUAACGAAAAUAUAUCGAGUGUACGAGAGCCGUUGAAACCUACCGUCGCAGGCAAUCGUUACAGUCCAUUUCCUCGUGAAGCACCAGCAAGAGACUCAAGAAAAGCGAAAGAAAACAUGAGCAUGCCAACGAUCGAAGCAUUGCAUUCACUGAGAGGCGGUAUCAUAGAAAAUGGUAUCAAAUACAUCAUGUUCCCGUUGCACCUUUUGCGCUUCUGUAUAUUCGGAACAAGCUUUUCGGGAUCCGCGGAUUCCAAAGAACACGCAGAGGCAAACGAUAAAAAGGAGAAACGAAGAAGCGAAGAAAAAGACGAGGAAAAGAAGAUGAGGAGGGAAGAGAAAAAGGAAGACACGAAGAUAGGAAGUUCGAGUGACAAGUCUUCGACGAAACCUGAAAGUUUUAGGUCUACUUCCCCUUCUAGAAAUGGAAACAAGGAUCCGUCAUCUCGCAACAAGAAUUGCAGAGAAAAGAGGGACAAUGACAGAUCCAACGACGAAAUGGUGACCGCCGAAGAAGAUUCUGACUCUUCCAACGAACAAUGGAGCAACGCGAAUAGUACGAUGGCAAUGAACAUGUCAUUGGAGUACGAUAACAUGGACAGAUUUAUAUCGUACUCGAUCUUGGAGGAACCCAUGGAUAUAUCAAUUGACGAGCAUAGUUUUAGCAAGAACCCCAUGACGAAUAUAUCCCAACACAACAAAUCAGGGAUACAAAACAAUGCCAUUCGAAGCAAAUCUUCGAAGUCAUACACUGACGCGAAAGACAGCAAUUCCGCUGUAGACGAAGAAAUUGCACGGAUCUUUCAGAAACAGUGCACUUCUUCCGAGGACGAAUUUUCGUCCUCUUCGUUUCCCAAGUCUUUCGCAUCAUGCAAAUACGAGAAGCCGAAGGAGAAUAAUUUCCUCUAUAAGAAAGUGAACAAUAACUACUCCCCGGUUGCAUCUCGGUCAAGGAAAGGAUCGAAGCACGAUACCGAGCGAAAGAAGAAAACGUCGACCGAAUUUGUUGCCAAUAAUAAAAGAAGGAAAGUUAUACUCGAUGAAGACGGAAACGAGAAGGACAUUGAACAUAGGAGCGAAAAGAAAACGCCGGAAGGGAAACGCAAUUCUAGACUAGAUAUUCCAACUAAAUAUAAAUCCCGUUCGCCGAGGACACCAGUAAAAGAUAAAGGAUCGAAGCGGAAAAAUAUAAAAUAUAAAGAAACGGCUACGCAAACGGACAGUGCUUUUUCGACGGAUGACGAUGUCGAAAUGGUCCCAGUCGAUACGAAGCCGUCAGAUCGACAAGUUUACUCGAAAUAUGUAAAUCGCAAGUACCGGAUCAAUCUCUUUCAGGGUAAAGAGUUGGAACAGGAAUUAAAUUAUGUAGCGGAUAACGAAGAUUCGAAUGACGGGUUUUCAAGGAUCGCACAUAAACGAGUUUCGUCGUGCAGUACGUCGUCCUCGUCUACGGAUCUAGGUUUCGAUGAACGGGCAUCUGCAACCCCAGACAUGGAUAUCACAACAGGACAACGGCACACGAACUCAUCUAAUAAUAUAAAUACUUUACGAACAUGCACUCGUGCUCCACCCGGUUUUCCACAACUACCACAGUAUCCACCGUUAACGCCUUUCAUUUAUGAUGUCGAAGAUUUUAUAUUAGUACCGUCAAAAAAUGACGAUGGUACGAACUCGUCACUUAUUAAUACAGUGGCGGGUGUACCACCAGCGCCUUCACCUAUGCGGCAUCUUUAUUAUGAUUAUCCUGAAUUUAUGGAUCUACCUAUUUAUGUUAAUUCCUCUAAAAUUUUGAAUAACAUUUUAAAGAACAACUAUUACCGGUGA
This is a messenger RNA of Eufriesea mexicana, 1983 nucleotides long. RefSeq lists its product as uncharacterized. Lineage: Eukaryota; Metazoa; Arthropoda; Insecta; Hymenoptera; Apidae. Bases 103 to 1983 code for a protein of 626 amino acids. The record is from RefSeq and is a predicted model, not a curated record. The transcript has 3 exons.